CUCGUCUCAUUUGUACAUCUGGAUCUUUCCAGUCACGGCUUGCACGUGUCUGAUGAUUAAAUAAUCAUUUUGACUUUCGAUUAGAUGCCACAUUUGCAUGAUUGUACCCACGUUCUCAGAGUCCAACUGAUUUAUUUUCUAAAUUCAUGGAAACGGGAUUUGGAGAGAGGAAGCCUUCACCAAGUGCGAGGAUGAGGAAGCAGUAAUUGAGAAGGACGAAGAAGGCGUCGCUCCGAAACAGCCACCCCCUUCCCCGAAUACAGAUGCGCAACGAGCCGGUAUCUCUCCAAGUUUAUCUUCUUUCGACUGGCAAACCACCGCCUGGAUCACCCAACUCGCCGCAGGAAUAGGUUGAGUGCUCUGAUUCCAUGGGGCUCAAACGAAUGCAAACCAUCCAGGGGAGAGAGAGAGCGCGAGAGAGGGGGAGGGGGGAGAGAGAGCGAGCAUUAGUGGAGCGGAAGAGUGAGGAAUCGAGCAAGAUGGGGGAGAUGGAUGCGGGAUUUGCGAAGCUGCAAGGAGAGGAUUUCGAGUAUUAUAUGCAGACAUAUUCGAUAGUGUUGGGGAGGAAUAGCAAGAAAUCGUCGGUGGAUGUGGACUUGGCGGCGUUGGGAGGAGGAAUGAACAUCUCCCGUCAGCAUGCGAAGAUUCUUUACGACUUCGAUCGGCAGCGGUUCGUGCUAGAGGUUUUGGGGAAGAAUGGGUGUUAUGUGGAAGGGGUGCUACACUUUCCUGGGACGUCUCCCGUGAAGCUGGAUUCACAAGACCUUCUACAGAUCGGAGAGAAGCGAUUCUACUUCCUUCUCCCGGCGAAGAAGAUUGCGCGCUCGGUCGCGGCCGUGCCAAGCCCUAUUGUUCGUAGAAAACGGGCUGCAGUUGGUGCUGGUGGAGCACCUUCGGCGUCCUUGGUGCUGUCUUCUGCGCCCACACCUGCGCCUACGCCUGCAAGGAAGCCGAGAGGACAAGGGAAGAAUGGCCAGGCUGGAGGGGAUGCCAGGGAACGGAAACAGGCUGUUGUUGCUCCUUGGAUGGGUCACCAAGAGGUGAAGCCUUCUCCUCCGCAAGGUAGCACCACGAGGGCGGCACGGGAAGGAUACAGGCAUGACGAGGAUGAGGCGGACGUGGUACAUGAACAGUUUGAGGAAAAAGAAGUGGCGAAAGCAGUAUUAGAGAAGCUGCAAAGUCAGUAUCAUCCUGGAGAGUGGAUGGCUGUGUCCAAAUUGCAUGCUGAUAUUGUAGACUUCUUCCAGAGCAGGCAAAUGUCACCCCAGCUUAUGCAUGUCUUGGGCAUGGAUGAAUACAGACAAGAACUAGACGGUAAAGGAAACGGCAAAGCUUGGUCGGGGCUCGUGAAUCUCCUGAAGAAGUAUCCUCGGCACUUUGUCAUCAACACCAAGCUGAAAGGAGGAAUUAGGGUUGAAUAUGUUUCGCUUUAUCCUGAGGAGCAAUAGUCGACUCCCAAGGAUUCGGUGAGGCAAAAGUAGUCUCGUUUUAUUUAUUUAUUUAUUUUGUAACUCUCUCUACAUAGUCUGUCCAGUUCAAGGUUUGAGGAUGACCAUGUAAUUAUUUGCGUGAAGCCGUGGAGAUGCAACUCCGAAGGCGUUGGUGAUGCAGCGUGCAUUCGGUGCGGUCAUUUGGUCAUAGAUAUAUCCAAUUGUUAAUUCAAUUCGGGACUUACAAGGAUGGUAUCCACGGCAUUCAACCCGUGCUGACAGGAAGAGAGAGAGCUCGCCCACGCGAGAGAGAGAUUAUGGUGAAAUUCUUUCUGUCUGGAUGAAUACAAUAGACAAUCGCCUCUCUAGAUUAGGGCUCCUCCACAUGUGUAUUUGACCUUGUCGGUAAUUUUUUUAGAAAUGCAACGUCUCCAUCUAGUUGGGAUCUACAUUCGAUUCUGUUGCAGUAUUUCCCUGCUACAAAUAUGAACGAUGUGAUAGUUCGGACACUA
Molecule: messenger RNA, 1942 nt
Organism: Physcomitrium patens
Lineage: Eukaryota; Viridiplantae; Streptophyta; Bryopsida; Funariales; Funariaceae
Source: RefSeq, a predicted model, not a curated record